Messenger RNA from Moneuplotes crassus, 831 nucleotides. Lineage: Eukaryota; Ciliophora; Spirotrichea; Euplotida; Euplotidae. The record is from the annotation of a GenBank genome assembly.
AUGGGAUGUAGUAAUGCAAGAACGGUUACAAUAAAAGCAAAUGGGACUGAAUUGUUUAGCCAAAAUCAGUCAGAAAAGGAAGCCAAACCAGGUGAGAAACAAUGCCCAACUAAAAUUAAGAGGAAGAUCCAAGCUGACCCUGGCAGGGAAAACCCCUUUGAUAAACAACCACAACUCAGUCGGGAUUUAGGAUCCAGAAGGUCAAAGUCUUCACAAUAUCGAGCAAAUGAGGAUAUUCAGAAGAGUCAGUUUCUCGAGAGGCCAGAUAAGAAGUUGAUCUGUGGUCCUUUAAGAAGUACAAAUGAGCUAAUACGCAAGAACUGAAAUAAAAAUCACAGAAAAGUAGGCAAUCUCCGGAAGGGAAUUAACCAAAGGAAUGACUUACAUAACUCGAAAGAGCAAGAAGGAUUUCCAAAUGUUAUAGAAAAGAGUGGAGAUAUCAACGCUUUAAUCAAUGAUCUUGCUACUGAUCAAGACAAUAAGUUAUACCAGCUAAGAGAGAAUGGGCGAUAUCUCAAGAGCUCAGUAACUGUCAGUAGGCUAGAGGGCAAUCUUGAUGGCAGCGAGUUAAUAUUAUUUGACCAAGAAGCUUCCUCUAAUUUUGAUAAAUCAGCUGAUAUGAGGCUAGUCAGCAAAGAGGAAUCAAUAAACUACAUAAAGUUCACCGAGAAAGGAAUUGAAAGCUAUGUUGGUAGCAAAAGUUUCUAUCCUAAAAAUGCGAGGAAUGUAAGCCCUGCUUUAUCGUCAUUUGAAUUCAAGAGCAAACAUAGAGACACUCAGCAGGAUAGCUGACGGAAUUAUGACCAGGAGCUUGAUCGGUUAUUAAGUUAA